This is a messenger RNA of Amborella trichopoda, 2064 nucleotides long. Its product is annotated as protein MANNAN SYNTHESIS-RELATED 1. The record is from RefSeq and is a predicted model, not a curated record. NCBI's taxonomy places the organism in Eukaryota, Viridiplantae, Streptophyta, Magnoliopsida, Amborellales, Amborellaceae.
AGAACCAUACCAGGGCCCGAAUUCGGUUCUACGCGUUGAAUUGUGCGUCUAGUCGAGUCUAUUGCCCCCCAAAUCAAAAGUGCGAAAAAGACCAUUUUAACGCGAAUCAAGGAGCUCUAUCGUUUUCCUACUGAGGUGUCGAUGCAAUAAACAACUAAGGAAGCGAGUCCUACAAUGACUCUGCAACCUGUAAAAGAACCAUUUGAGCUAAAAAUAAACGCAUUUUAAUGGAGAGUAAAAUUAGGGUUUUUUUGGGUUUUCUGGGCUCCAUUGAAGUGAGGUGUCACUUGUCCUGUACCAUUUGUAUAGCUGGUUAGAGAGAGAGAGAGUGUGUGGAGAGCGAGGUGUGAUCUGGUUUAAAAUGCCUGGAUCUGGCUAGAUAGAGAGAGUUUUAGAGAGAGAAAGAGGUGGGGUUUUGGUUUUGGGAUUUGGAAAUGGCUGUGGAUCCGAGGCAGGUGGUGGGCGCUUUCUUGACGCUGUCCAUGUUUGCAAUGUUGGCGAAUAUGAUAAAGAAAGAUCAUUUUGAUACAAUGGAGGUGAAGCUACCAGGGACCUCAGGUGUGCACCUUGAUGUGUUCCCUUCUGUUGCAGAGGGUAGAAUAGAGACCAUCCACACUGCAAAUAUUGUGAAAGGGCCAUGGAAGCAAAGCAAUUUUUUGAAGCCUUGUUGGACCAAUCCUGGAUCAAAAGAAGGAGAUCAAGCAAAGGGUUUUAUCACAUUCUCUUUAUCACAUGGUCCACAUUACCAUGUCUCUCAGGUUGCAGAUGCAGUAGUCGUAGCUAGAUAUUUAGGUGCAACACUGGUAAUACCUGACAUUAAGGGGACGAAAACGGGGGACAAAAGGAAGUUUGAAGAAAUCUACAAUGUUGAUAAGUUCAUGAAGAGCCUGAACGGUGUAGUUAAGAUUGUGAGAGAAGCACCGAAUGAAUUAAGAACAGUAAAACCAGCACCCGUGAAGGUCCCCAGUCAAGUGACUGAAGACUACAUUUCUGAACACAUUGAACCAAUAUUCAGAAUGAAGGGAAAUCUGAGACUAAAAACUUUCUUCCCUGCUGUUAAUAUGAAAAUAAGAGAGAAGAGGAGUGAUAUGGAUUCAGUGAGGUGUCUUGGAAUGUUCGGGUCUCUCGAAUUGAAGCCUGAGAUUCAAGAAGUGGUAGACAUGAUGGUCCAAAGACUAAGAACUCUAAGUCGUUCUUCGAAUGGUAAUUUCAUUGCAGUAGAUUUGAGUAUUGAAUUGCUGCAACAAAAGAGUUGUCAAGUUAGUCAAAACGAUAACUUGGCAGGAAGGAAAAGGUGUUAUACCCCAGGAGAAGUUGGCACUUUCUUAAGGCAAAUUGGCUUCCAAAGUGAAACAGUUAUCUAUUUAACUCAGUCUGGAUGGCAUGAGAGUCUGAGUACCCUGAAAGAAAUAUUUCCAAAGAUUUAUACCAAGGAAAACAUCAUCCCUGCAGAGAAAAAGGACAAGUUCCUCAAAUCAGGAAGCCCAGGUUUGGAGAAAGCCCUCGACUUCCAUAUUUGCUCGAGAAGCGACGUCUUUGUCCCUGCCAUUUCUGGUUUAUUUUAUGCCAAUGUUGCAGGCCAGAGAAUACCUUAUGGAAAAACUCAGAUUCUGGUACCAAAUGGAUCCUCCACUUCUACCUCGGCCACGGAUUAUUUGUCGGCUUUUGUAUCCCAAAAGAGUCACCUCGCUUACUCAUGUUUCUGCUAAAAUCAUCGACAAACAUAGUGGCGUUUCUCUCAUGGUUAAUUCUUUAGAAACAUGGGCUUCAGCCUUUUCCUUUUCUUUCUCUUUGAGUGUGAAACACUGGGUUUUAGGGACCGUUAUUCAAAUUCAACAUGGUCCACGGACCCCAAGUCAAGCUUUGAGUGUGCAGAAAAAUGAUAUACAAAAGAGUUCAUAUUGUACUGCCAGUUUGUGAAAAACAAAUCAGUAUUUUUUUUUAUUAUUUCUUUUUAGAAAGUUCAUAAGAAGUCAAAUAAGUUGUAAUUGUGUGUGUUAUACUGUACCAACAGUCUAUGAAUGUUGCUGUAAUAUGUAACAUCUGAGCAGGAUCUUCACAUUU